Molecule: messenger RNA, 621 nt
Organism: Aspergillus udagawae
Lineage: Eukaryota; Fungi; Ascomycota; Eurotiomycetes; Eurotiales; Aspergillaceae
Exons: 1
Coding region: 1-621 (206 amino acids)
Source: RefSeq, a predicted model, not a curated record
AUGCCUGUAUACAUGGUCCACGGCUUCCGGUGGCCACGCGCCGGUUUCACUGGUAUCCGAGUCUACAUCGUUCUCCACAACCUGGAAGACGCUACAGCGGAAUACGUCCAGCAACCGGCGACAAGUCGACUGCUUAUUGAAUGCUUCAAGAAGACGGAUCCGGAUAUCGUAGCUCGUCUACCGGACCUACAAUUCAUCGAGCAAUAUGACCCCGAAGACACCGAUAGCGCAACCGCUGUCAGCCAGCCUUAUGCCUACGUCGCGGCCAAGGUGAUCACACUCUCCGAACCUGGUGCUAAGGCGCCUGGGCUCAGCUGGAACCCCGAAGACUUGGCUAAGGACUCCCCUUUGGAUCCAAGUGCCAUGGAAGCCCUGACCCAACUCCGAGAUAAGUACGCCGCAGGCGAGAGAAUAGGCUGGUGGAUUGUUUACAAUGGGGACCCAGACAGGGCUUUCCCUCAUUCCGAGGAAGACGACAGUUAUGAUGAAUACGAUUAUGAUGAUGACGAUGAUGAAUACACGGAAUCAAAUGGCGAUAGUGUUAGGAACUCAACAGCACCAGAAACGCCUCCUAGCCCGGCGGUAAGCCUUUGCUCUCGUGCUGCUGAGGUUGAUAUUUGA